Messenger RNA from Balaenoptera acutorostrata (minke whale), 6412 nucleotides. It is a transcript of the gene LPAR1, whose product is annotated as lysophosphatidic acid receptor 1. Gene Ontology annotation, cellular component: membrane. The record is from RefSeq and is a predicted model, not a curated record. The transcript has 4 exons. Gene Ontology annotation, molecular function: lysophosphatidic acid receptor activity. Gene Ontology annotation, biological process: phospholipase C-activating G protein-coupled receptor signaling pathway; neurogenesis. The coding region runs from base 549 to 1643 and encodes 364 amino acids. Lineage: Eukaryota; Metazoa; Chordata; Mammalia; Artiodactyla; Balaenopteridae.
UUGUGCUACGUGGAGCCUGCAGAAAAGAAAGAAGGCGGAGGAAGAAGGGGGCUGGCGUCCGCCCUGCUCCCGCGGCCCUCCCUCGGCGCCCCCCUCCCCCGCCGCCCUGCCAGCGCGCCAAAGCCGGAGCAGUCGGGGCCGAGCGGCGGCUGACGCUCCCGGAGCCGCGACGCCCCUGUCCCCCAGCGGAGCCUGCCGGGAUCUCGGGCGGCCUGGGCCCCGGCGCCGCCGAGCCCUCCCCGGCCUCCCGGCCGCGCGCGCGGGACCCCGGCGGGGUGGGCGCAGGGGGCGGCCCCGCUCCGGGCGACGGCCGAGGGGCGGGCGGAGGGCCGGGCUCGGCGGGCCGCGGGGCGGGGGCUGCGGGGAUUGACCGCGCAGCCUGAAGCCAGCCCGGGGGCGGCGGGAGCCGGACGCGCGGCGGCGGCGGGCGCAGGUACACAGCUGCUCCUAGCAUGACCGUGAUCUGAUCAGCAACCACGAGAACCUGACUGCCGUGUGGGGUGCCUUAGUGCCGGGGCCUGGUCACCGCCCACAACUCCAGAGCUGCCAUGGCUGCCGCCUCUACGUCCACCCCUGUCAUCUCACAGCCCCAGUUCACAGCCAUGAAUGAACCACAGUGCUUCUACAAUGAGUCCAUCGCCUUCUUUUAUAACCGGAGUGGAAAGUACCUUGCCACAGAAUGGAACACAGUUAGCAAGCUCGUGAUGGGACUUGGAAUCACCGUCUGUAUCUUCAUCAUGUUGGCCAACCUGCUGGUCAUGGUGGCGAUCUAUGUCAACCGCCGCUUCCAUUUUCCUAUUUAUUACUUAAUGGCGAAUCUGGCUGCUGCGGACUUCUUUGCUGGGUUGGCCUACUUCUACCUAAUGUUCAACACAGGACCCAAUACUCGGAGACUGACUGUUAGCACGUGGCUCCUGCGUCAGGGCCUCAUUGACACCAGCCUGACAGCCUCUGUGGCCAACUUACUGGCCAUUGCAAUCGAGAGGCAUAUUACGGUUUUCCGCAUGCAGCUCCACACGCGGAUGAGCAACCGGCGGGUGGUGGUGGUGAUUGUGGUCAUCUGGACCAUGGCCAUUGUUAUGGGGGCCAUACCCAGUGUGGGCUGGAACUGCAUCUGUGAUAUUGAAAACUGUUCCAACAUGGCACCCCUCUACAGUGACUCUUACUUGGUCUUCUGGGCCAUUUUCAACUUGGUGACCUUUGUUGUCAUGGUGGUUCUCUAUGCUCAUAUCUUUGGCUAUGUUCGCCAGAGGACUAUGAGGAUGUCUCGGCAUAGUUCUGGGCCGCGGCGCAAUCGGGAUACCAUGAUGAGUCUUCUGAAGACUGUGGUCAUCGUGCUUGGUGCCUUUAUCAUCUGCUGGACUCCUGGAUUGGUGUUGUUACUUCUUGACGUGUGCUGCCCACAGUGUGACGUUCUGGCCUAUGAGAAGUUUUUCCUUCUGCUUGCCGAGUUCAACUCUGCCAUGAACCCCAUCAUCUACUCCUACCGCGACAAGGAGAUGAGCGCCACCUUCAGGCAGAUCCUCUGCUGCCAGCGCAGUGAGAACACCAGCGGCCCCACGGAAGGCUCCGACCGCUCAGCGUCCUCCGUCAACCACACCAUUCUGGCUGGAGUUCACAGCAAUGACCACUCCGUGGUUUAGAAAGGAAACUAAGAUGAGACGCGGCCAUCAUCUACUGAGGGAUGAUCAUCCUCCCCCUUCCCAAAGGCACGGGCAGGGCGGGGUGUGAGAGAGAGGAAAAACACACUCGCGUACUUAAACACUAACCCAUGGCAGUAUUUGUUCCUAGACCCACCAAGACUUGAUGUAUAUUGAAAAAUUAGCUUAUGGGACAUCCCUCAUCCUGCUCCCCGUUCCUUUUGAAAGUAGAAAGUGGAGACCUUGCAGUAGCAUUCAUAAACAGACUCUGGAGUGUCCAUUUACACUACACUAACUAGUCUUCAAAAGAUUUUGUGUGGUUUGGUGCAAGUCAGAAUCAAUUCUGACUAAUUGAAUCCACAACUUCAUUUACAUACAGGCUUCCCUUUUUUUCUUUUUAAAGGUUACAUUUCAUUUAAUAAACAUGUUUAUGCCUAUCAGCAUGCUUGUGAUGGAUAAGACUAUAGACUGUUUUUAAACGAUCAUAACUCCAUUUUUUUCCUUAUGUAGGAAAACUGUAAAUUAGAAUUACUUUUUUUAGAAAGCAUGCAUGUAAUGUAUGUAUGCAGUAUGCUGUACUUAAAAAGAUAAAAGGGUAUUAAUUUUAAAUCUUCUAGGAAAUAGAAGAACCUAGAUGUCAAAGCCAGUAUUUGUUUAGGUUAUGAAACAAACAAUGAUCUAAUCACAAUAUUACCUUUUUUUAUUAAAGUGUUGUAACAUGUAUAAAACAAACAGGGAAUGUAAGUUUAUUAUCAGAAGAAUGUGUACUCUAUAAAAGUUAUAGAGAUGAGCACAGUGGUAUUGUUCCCACAUAUUUAUAGUACCCAAGUACAUUCUAAUUAUUAGUUCAUCAGAGGAAUUUUUUAAUGUGACCUGUGUUUUUCUGUAUUAUAAUACAUAGUCAUUGUAGAAAACUUGAAAAAUACAGAAAUGUAUAAAACAGAAAAAAUACUGGUAAUAUCACAACUCAGAAGUAACCACCAUUAACAGCUUUUCCCCUGUGUAUGCCUAUAUGUAUAUUAUAUACCUUUUUAUAUAAUUGGGAUCAUACUGUAAACAGUUUUAUAACCAGUUUGUUUUUUCCACUGCAUAAUUGCCACAUUUUCCUAUGGCAUUAAAAAUUUUACAAAAACAUAAUUUUAAUGGCUAUAUAAUAUUCCAUUUAAUGGAUGCAACUCAGUUUAUUUAACCAUUCCUGUAUUGUUGACUACUUAGGUUGUGUCUAAUUUUCACUAUUAUAAAUAAUGUUGCAAAAUUUUUAUGUACAUAAAACUUUGUCCAUAUAAUUGAUUAUUUUCUUAGGACACAUUCCCAUGAAGGAUUUUUUUUUUUUAAUGUGAAAUGUCUUUUUAUGCUCUUACCUUUUAUAAAAGGGGAUUUCCUGCUUUUGCCCUAUGUAGGUGGCAAUUGUAAGGAAAGCCAGUUAAAUUACCUUUUUACAAAGGAAAUGCAGUGGUUACUUUAGUUAAGAGUGACUUUUUUUAUAUAACAAGAUGGACUAGAAACAGUCAACUGCCACAAAUAGCCAGGAUACCCUACUUAAUAUGUCUAGCAAUUCCAAAUUUCAUUUGAGCAAUGGAUGAUCCAGCUCUCGGUAGCCACAACUCUAGUGUAGAAUUGAAGACAGUGCAAAGAAAUCAAACAUGCCGAGUGAAUAAAGGAUCAUCUUCAUAUUAAAUAGCUUCUGUAGCAAAUGGGUUGAGCGUGUUGGUAUGUGACUGGAUACUGUGUAUUCUCUAAGGUCACCCCUACAGAUGCCGCCAUAUUAGGUGAUACCUGUUCAACUGUCCGGGUAAACUAAUUAUUGCACCAGUUCGUCGUAAUAAGUAACCAGUAAAGUCACAGUCACGAAGCAGGUGUGGGAAAGUCAGGAGUAUGUUUGAGAGAGAGAUGUCCAGAAGAAGAAUGGUUAUUUAGGAAGGAGGAGGUCAGUGCAUGGUCACCAUUUGAACAGAGGGCAGACUCAACAAGUGCCCAAACUGGAAAGAAUAUGGGGAACUGCUUAGCAGAAAGGUGUUUGCACAGACUUGACACAAAAUACAGAGCAUUUUAUAGUGGAAGGGAAACAAAUGAACUUGGACUUUUACUCAUGCGCAUUUAUUCUGAAGGAGAUGUGGACUAUUUGAAAUUUAAAAACAUACUAAUUGGACUUUAAUAAAUUAUUCUCAAUCAGUGUUUGCUAAUGUGUGGUUCUGGUCAGUGCUGUUUCUUUUGUUGAAGAGUCGUCCUUGCACUGCUUGGUGCCUGCCUUCUGUGACCUCUUUUCUGUUCCUGCCGCAAGGGCUUCUGAACUCACAGGUGAAGCCACCAUAGGCUUCCCCAGCUCAGAAGUGCUUUUUUGUCAACCUGAGUCAUAAGUCUUUCCAGUGUACAAGAGGUGGUGAUUUAUGUUGCAUGAAAGGAGAGGUAACAUCUUAGGACAAUACUUCACUUGUCAGCAGUAUAGCUGUUAGAGUGAGUUUCUUUUGGAAAAACUGAUUUUAUAAAACCUUUACAAUGACUUUAUGGAAAACUCUCACUAGGAGUUUAUAAAGUUACAGUGGUCUUUAUGUUUUUAGAUUUAAUGACUAACAGGAUAAAAGUGGUAGGUAUCUUCCAGUUAUACGCUAAUUAUAUUUUUGAUAUAUUGCUAAGACGGGAAAAAUAACAAUGGUUAUUCAAAUGAAUGUCUCAAUGAGUAUUUGGAAUAGAAUACUGAACCUUUAAAUUUAGGUGGUUGUAAGAUUGUUAGAAAUCAAAUGUCUCAGGAGUCUUCUUCACAAAUUAACAAUGCUUUUUUUUUUUUUUUUUUUUUAGUGAAACCGUAAUUUCCUAGACUCAAAACCUCAGCUACCGUUAUACAAUUAGUGAGUCUUAUCAGUUUUCCCAUCCUCUUUUCCCAGUUAACUAUUGCUUUAGGUUCCAUUGUUCAUCAUCUUUCUCAUUUAUUCCAAUAGUCUCUCAACUUCUGAAAUGGAAUUUUGAUACUGUUUCCAGCCCUUCUUCUUAAACCCAGAGUGUGACUUGUGCUAGAUAAAAACCGUAGAAAUGCUUCUUGAUCAGGUCCCUUCAUUAUCCAAGGUAAGCAGAACAUUUUUACAUUAAGACCUUUGGAAACAAAUUGCUUAUUUUUUAACACCGAGUUUACCUGGUCCCAAACCCUAGGAAGGCUUGGGGUCGGUUUGUGUGUUGGGAUGGACUUGGAUUCAGGCACCAUCUGACAGAAGAAAUGUGUGUGACGAGGAGCCAGAAUGGGUCAUCGGUCUUCCAAAGCAGGGACCAUUCAGUCCGUAACAUUCAUGUGUACUUUGUAUAGUCUGCAUACAAAAUUCUCUAAUUCUUACAUUGAUAAUGCUCAUAUUCACAGCUUACUUACUGCUCAUCUGUUUAGUGAUAUGGCAGGUGAAGACCCAUUUACAAAUCUAAAGCAGAGGUUGGCAAACUAAGACCCACUGGCCAAAUCUACCUGUUUUUAUAUGACCUAUGAGCUAAGGAUGGGUUUUACAUUUUAGUGAUUGGGGAAAAAAGAGUAUUUUGUGAAACAUGAAAAUUAUAUGAAAUUCAAAUUUCAGUGUCCAUAAAUUAAAGUUUUAUUGGAACACAGUCACACUCACUAGGGCUAUGUGUUGUUUAUGGCUGUUUUUGUACUGCAACGGCAGUAUCGAAUACUUGCAGCUGAGACUGUCACUCGAAGUCUAAAAUAUUUAUUCUCUGACCCUUUACAGAAAAAGUGUGCCAGCCCCUGAUGUAGAGAAUUGCAUUUUCAAUCAUUGCUAUCCUCAUUUAACUGUAUGUUCAUUGGAAGAGUUAGCAGAAAUUGGGCACACCACGAUCUCUUGAGCUCUAGACUGCGGAGAAAAUUAUCAAUUGCAUUCUUUAUAAUAAACAAUUUUUAUUUUGAAACAAUCUCAAACUCACAGAAGAGUUUGCUGAAUUUAUGGAACAUUUUCCCUGAGCCAUUUGUAGGUUGCCAGCAUGAUGCCCCAUCAUCCUUGAAUACUGUGUAAUUCCUGCAGACAAGGACAUUCUCUUUCAUAACUUCAGUACAACCAUCAAAAUCAGGAAAUUAACACUGAGACAAACUACCACUUAAUUCACAGACUGCAUUCAAGUUUAACUAGUUUUUCCAAUAAUGUUCCUUGUAGCAAAGGAAUCCAAUCGAGGGUCACUGAUUGUGUUUAGUUGUCAUACCUCUUGAAUCAUCUUCAAUCUUGAACAGUCCCUCAGUCUUUUCUUGACCUACAUGACCUUACCAUUGAAGGAUCACAGGCUAUGCAUUUUAUAGAAUGUCCCUCACUCUGGGUUCAUCUGAUAUUUCUUCAUAAUUAGAUUUGUAUUAUUUAUCUUUGACAAAAUAACAUAGAAAUGCUGCUGUGGUGCUUCUCACUGCAUCCUGUCAAGGAGCACAUGAUGUUGAUUUGUUCCAUUACUGGUGAUGUUAACUUUGAUUACUUAUGAAGUCUGCCAGAUUUCUCCACUGUGAAAAAAACUAUUUUUUCCCUUUUUGUAGGAAAUAUUCUGUUCCUCAUCAGAUUUUAACAUCUAGUUUUAGCAUCCAUUGAUAUUUCUUGGAUGAAUGAAUCAUUACUCUGAUGAUUGCCAAAUGAUGAAUUUCUAAUUCGUUUCUCUUUAAAAUUUAUGUUAGCUGUCUACUGUGAAAAAAAGCUUUGUCCUCUCCUGUUUGUUUAUUCAUUUAUUUAUACAAGUAUGGGCUCAUGGAUUCUGAGUUUAUUCAAUUGGUUAUAAUGUUGCUAUUAUUUUAAAAUUAAACUUUUGAGAUAAUUUUAGAUUCA